Nicotiana tabacum (common tobacco) is the source of this 507-nucleotide messenger RNA. The record is from RefSeq and is a predicted model, not a curated record. NCBI's taxonomy places the organism in Eukaryota, Viridiplantae, Streptophyta, Magnoliopsida, Solanales, Solanaceae.
AUGAGUGACCAAAUAUCAAAGUGGGACUUAAGCUUUCCUUCUUCAGCAUAUGAAGAUGCUUGUAAGAAAAUAACGUUGAGUCAUUUAAAGGUUGAAGAUGAAGUCUCUCAGACAAACUUUUUGGACAAUAAUUCACCACCAACUCUACUAACCUUAGGUAUCCCUGGGAUGGAAAAUCACGAGCUUAUGAUUGAUUUGCAGCAGUCACAACAGCAAGGCAAGAAGACUAGGUCAAGUCCCUGCCAUGAAAGCCUAGAUAGGAAAUCAAGAGGGCUAAAGAGAAAAUGUGGAGAAAAUAUAGAGCAUUUAGUGCCUGAAUUUGAUGCUAAUGAAAGUGGGAGAACAUCAAGAAGGAAUGAAGAUGGUUUGCAGCCUUCAAGAGCAAGUUUUGUAAAAAUGCAUAAAAUGAGUGAGAAGAGACGUAGACAACGGAUUGCGAAAAGGGUGAAGGUUCUGGAGGAACUAAUCCCCAACUGUAACAAGGUAGAUAUUACUCGUUCACGUUAA